AUGUCUCAGGUUACAACUCCGACACACUCGGCAUUCCAGACCCCAGAUCAAACUUUGAAUGAUCUCAGCUCUGUAUACUUCAUGGCAGAGGAAGCACCGGGGGUUAUUCCCCCGAUCUCGGUAACACAGUCUGAAUACGCGCAAACCCCUUCCGAGGGCACUGAGGAUGAAGACCCUGAAUUCACCACAUCCGCGCUGGAUCUAGAAGACCACAGCUUCAUUCCAGAUCGCGACGAGAGUAGCUUGUUCCAUCCGUCGAGCGAAAAUGGCGACCACGAACGCGGCAACAACCAAACGCUAAUUGAGGAGCACGAAAUGCGUCGCAAAUUGAUGGACAUCGAGUCGAGCUUCCUACCCGAACCCUCGACAAUCGACCUGGCUGCGACCGGUCCUGCUGUUGGUGCGGAUGAUACGUAUUUGGUGGGGGUUCCCAAGGAUGAUGGUACUACACAGGACUCCUCACAGCUCUCUUUCAUAGAGCCAAUAGAACCAACCGAGAAAAAUACAAUGCACGAAGAUCACACACCUCCAGAUCUGGGCUCGUCUGCUGAGCCCGCAGAAGCCGAGUCAAAUUCAUUGCCUGACCCCUUCUCCUCGUCGCCUACGGCAGCUGCAGCCCUACGUCGAUCCCAAUCCACAUCGUCGGAAAACGCGGAGAUCCCCCAGGCUGUGGAUCUUGGAUCUGAGUUUUGCAUGGGGAAUGAAUCAGAGCUGGCCCCUUCGAAGCUUCGAGAUACCUCCCGCAGCUUAUCGCCCGGGACGUCGCACUUUUUCAGUGACCAGAGUACAUUCGGGAGUCGCAGAGCCAGCCGACCGAAGUAUCUCACUAGCCGCCAAUCAGCCAAUCGUCUCUCGCGCUCCUCGAUCACAAGCACCAACACUGAAACAACCCACAGUGAUGCCACACAGGGCGUGGACUAUGCUCUUCAAACGGGAGGCGCCACAUCUGACAACUAUGGCAGCCUACAUGCCGAAGGUCGUGCUCAAAUAGCUAGAACAACCAGUCUUGGGAGUAUGGCAUCUGGAAUCUCUGGUUAUAGCGAAGAAAAUCCACUUGAAAAAAGAAGUCUCCCUGGUCCAGUGGAGGGGGCUCUGGAUACUCUGAGGGAGGAAGGCUCGCCGAAUUCUCGUGCCGGUCCUGUUGAUCAUGAAGAUACUUCGGCGCCGGCGACACCAAAGGCGAAGCCACAAGAUAACAAUGUCCCUAUCGAUACAGCAAUCACGGCUCGUGUUAAGGGCAUCCAGUUUCCAACCACAUUUGCAAAUCGGUUCCGAGAGGAUUUCCAAGCAUCCACAGAGAAACGAAUAGGAUCAUCGACUCCAGCGUUUGCGAAAAGUGGCCGGACGUUGACCCUGAAGGAACAGAGCAGUACCAUUGAUCGCCUGGCGAAGGAGAACUUCGAUCUGAAAAUGCGAAUUCAUUUUCUCAACGAGGCACUAAAUAAGCGAUCCGAAGAGGGCAUCAAGGAAAUGAUCUCGGAGAAUGUCGAGCUCAAAUCAGACAAAGUCAAACUUUCGAAGGAUAACCAAAGCCUUAGGCGCAAGGUUCGAGACUUGGAGAAGCAGGUAAAAGACCAGCAGUCGGACAAGGACUCUAUGGUCAAUCAUGACCCUGAAGGGUCAGACGAUGGCGACCGUGACUCGGCCCAAGACGAAGAGAUUGUCUUCCUACGUGAACGAGUUGAAACUUAUGAACUCGAGAUUGAGCGCAUGAGAUCGGAAACCAUUGCACGGGAAAGCGAAAAGCGAAGGUUGGCCGAGAUGAUCAAGUCGCUUAGCGAUAAUCGUACGGGAGAAUCCGAUGCAGGGGCUAGAGAAGAGCGAGUGAGUUUGGGAAAUCAUUCCAUCGGCGUCUUGAAACUAAUCAUUCAAAAGGAAAUGUGGAAAGAUAUGCUUGACGCAGAGACCUCAGCGCGUGAACAAGCCGAGGAGGAAAACCGUAGACUUCGAGAUGAGUCAAUUCGUUUGCGGAGUGAGAUGUAUUCUGCCACACACUCGGAUUUCGGAUACGCACGAGAUGGCACCCAAGCCCCUGCUGUUGUCGAGCUGGAGCUUCUCAAGCAGGAGAAUGCGGAACUGAGGAAGGAAGUGAGUGCUCAGACAUCAAUGCUCACAUCUCGUAACCGAGAGAAAGAACGUCUUUAUCAGGAGAUUGAAGACUUGAAACUCGGAGAACGUCGUCAUGUGGGCCGAUCCAUAGCUGGAGAUAGCAUCUUUGACCGUUCUGCCUCACGCUCUCAUAUUCGACCAUCGUCUCAGGCUAGCGACGGAACGGGCAUAUCACGCAGCGACCUGGACCGUGAUGAACUUGAAGCCCGCAAUGGACAACUCAGGGACCAGGUAUCGACCCUCAAACUUGAGAACCAAGCCAUCCGAGCUGAACUCGAGGACUACAUCGCAGAACUGGAGGCCCUUGACAAGGCAUACCAGGCCGAUGUUGAUCAAGCCGAAGAAGAGAUGCAAAAUCUGCAGCAAGAGCGAGACCAGGCCGUGCAUAUGGCAAACGAAAGAGAUGCCGCUUUCCAGGACCUACGGGCCGAGGCGCAGGAGGAGUUGGAUACACUUGGAGACGAGCUCGACCAGAAAAUUGUGGAGUGCCAGCGCAUGAAUGAGGACCUAAGAACCCAGGACGAAAGCCUCAAGGUUCUACAAGCUGAAAUGCGAUCUGCCAAUGAGGGCAUCAUCCGACUGGAGGAAGAUGCACAGAAUAACCUAGCCGCCUACAAGUCUGUGCAACAAGAGCUUGAAGAGACUCAUCGUGAAAUGGAGUCUACAGAAAAGAGCCUCUUUGAAGCCAACACAAAGGUACAACGACUGACGGUGCAAAUCGAGUCGAGCCAGAAUGAGAUUGCCUUCCUCCGUGAAGAGCAAGAGGGCGAUAAGAUCCGCAUUGGAGAUCUCGAGUCGGACCUUAAGAACUACCACAUGAGUCUUGUCAGCGAAAAGGAGAAGACCAGAGAGCUGGAGCAACGACUGGCAGAUGAACGUCACCAGCGAGAGGUGGUCGGGAGCAAGGAAAAGCAGGAUGUCCAACGUGUCAUGAAUGAAUUGAACCGUGAAGCUUCGGCUUCCAAGGAGGAGAUCCGACGGUUGAAGAAGAGUCUUUCGGCUCAGGAGAUUGAAACGUCCACCUGGCGAGAACGGCUGAUGGACCUCGAAAAUAAUUUGAGAGAAACUCUCGGCGACCUCAGCGGCAGUCGGUCCAGCUUGAUCACCAAUAUCAUGAAGCUGCAAAAGGAGCUCGAAUCGACUGCGCUUGAAUUGGAGAGCAUCCGCUCGCAGCUAGAUGAUAAAGAAACACUGCUUCGGAAUCGUGACGCUCUGCUUGAAAGCCAUGGACUCGAGUCACGCAAACUCUCGGAACUUCUGGAUCGUGAACGGCAUGCGCGCCGAGCCGACAAGCAGUCGUUUGAGUCGUCACUCAAAUCUCAUCAGCAGGCAUCUCGGACAAUUACGCAAAGCAAUUCCCGCAUCACAGAUCUGGAAAAGGCGCGAACUGAAGAUCGCAAGAGAUAUGCAUCGCUGGAACAACAAUUCAAGGAUCAACUUAGCGAGCGCAACACCGUAUUCCUGAACCUUUGGAAAAGGCUAUCCGGGCUUUGCGGACCGGACUGGGCGCACUCCAACAGUCUGAUCAAUGGCAAUCUUCCGAGCCAGGAGGUCAUUGGUAAUAUUUUGUUCUGGCCAGGCUUCAGCCGUAACCUUCUGCUUGCAAUGAAAACUGUUGAGACGGUGAUGGCGGGUUUCAAAACUCGCAUCAAGAGUGUCGACUACGAGUUGACCAAGCGUUAUAAUACACUCGAACAGUCAUAUAAUGGACGAUUCAAAAAACUGGAACGCCUCGAAGAGGCCGUGAAAAACAUGCGAUCCGGCCGCGGACACUCAGGCUCCACGCCGGAGAUGUCUAAAUUGCGCGGUGAGAACCGGCUUCUCAAAGCUGAACUUAACCUGCUUCAAUCCAAUUCCCGAGGACAAAGUCCUGCGUCUGCAGCUGCGGCUGCAGUUAUGCCUCGAUCCCCUUCUUUAGCAGAACGAUCCAUCUCGACCGGUGGCACUGACAGAUCUCGAUUGGAGAAAGGUCUCGCUCGCCAUCCUACCGGACUCCCGCAGCCCUCUCACUCCUCUUCUAGCAGCACGUUGGCCAACAACAAUGCUGGGACGAUGAUACCACGGACACGCAGCUCACAUAGCGGCUGGGAUGGCGGUGAUGAAAAGUGGAUCCAUAGGCUGCAUGAGCUGGAGAAGCGACUCAAACAAGAGCGCGAAGCUCGCCUUUUAGACCGCAGUGGUGCCCGCAAGCGACUCGAAGAGCGCGAUGCGGAGAAUCAGAAGCUUAGGGAUCAGCUUAACAGAGAACGUACGCGGCGCGGGCCUUUGUCGACCCUCACAGAUGGCAGUCGACUCCCUGGCUCGGAUGAAGCACAUAGUUCUAGUGAAGGAGAGGGCAUUACGGUUGAUAUCGAAGUUUGA
This is a messenger RNA of Penicillium paradoxum, 4470 nucleotides long. Its product is annotated as putative anucleate primary sterigmata (ApsB). Lineage: Eukaryota; Fungi; Ascomycota; Eurotiomycetes; Eurotiales; Aspergillaceae. The transcript has a single exon. The coding region runs from base 1 to 4470 and encodes 1489 amino acids. The record is from RefSeq and is a predicted model, not a curated record. Gene Ontology annotation, cellular component: microtubule organizing center.